Molecule: messenger RNA, 1567 nt
Organism: Rubroshorea leprosula
Lineage: Eukaryota; Viridiplantae; Streptophyta; Magnoliopsida; Malvales; Dipterocarpaceae
Source: the annotation of a GenBank genome assembly
CCAGGAAGUGAUGCAUCUUAUGUCUUUGGUUCUUCAGUUGCUAUAGAUGCCUUUUAAUUUAUGAAUGUAUUCUGAUAUCAAUUUCCAAAUUAUUUUCAGCUCAGAUGCCUGGUACUAACCCAACCAUUCCUGGAAUGUUUCCUAAUAUGUUCCCACUAGCAACUGGCCAGCAGUUUCCCACCCUUCCUAUUAUGCCAGUUCAGGCUAUGACUCAGCAGGCCACUAGGCAUGCUCGCCGAGUGUAUGUUGGAGGACUCCCACCUACUGCAAAUGAACAGUCUGUUGCUACCUUCUUUAGCCGGGUCAUGGCUCUGAUUGGAGGGAACACUGCUGGUCCAGGUGAUGCUGUUGUUAAUGUGUACAUAAAUCAUGAAAAGAAGUUUGCUUUUGUGGAGAUGAGGUCAGUUGAGGAGGCCAGUAAUGCAAUGGCUUUAGAUGGGAUUAUUUUUGAGGGAGCACCUGUGAAGGUGAGGAGACCUAGUGACUAUAACCCAUCUCUUGCUGCAGCACUUGGUCCAAGCCAGCCCAAUCCCAGUCUCAACCUUGCUGCUGUUGGUCUAUCUCCAGGUUCUGCUGGAGGGUUGGAGGGUCCAGACCGCAUUUUUGUGGGUGGACUGCCUUAUUAUUUUGCCGAGGGACAGAUCAGGGAGUUGUUAGAGUCAUUUGGUCCACUGCGAGGAUUUGAUCUCGUAAAAGACAGAGAAACUGGAAACUCCAAAGGCUAUGCAUUUUGUGUUUAUCAAGAUGUUUCAGUUACGGACAUAGCUUGUCUUGCUUUGAAUGGAAUUAAAAUGGGUGAUAAAACUUUGACUGUUAGGCGAGCAAACCAGGGUGCUAACCAACCUAAACCUGAGCAAGAGAGUGUACUCCAGCAUGCACAACAGCAAGUUGCUUUACAGAAGCUCAUGUUACAAGGUUUGCCCACCAAGGUUGUUUGCUUGACUCAAGCAUUAAGUGUAGAUGAUCUCAACGAUGAUGAUGAGUAUGAAGACAUCGUGGAGGAUAUGAGACAAGAGGGUGGAAAGCACGGUGCAUUGGUGAAUGUCAUCAUCCCCCGCCCAAACCCAAAUGGAGAACCUUCACCAGGUCUUGGCAGGGUGUUCUUGGAGUACUCUGACAUUGAGGGUGCCAGAAAAGCUCAAACAGCAAUGAAUGGAAGGAAGUUUGGUGGAAAUCAAGUAGUUGCAGUCUUCUAUCCUGAGAACAAGUUUGCCCAGGGGGAAUACGAAGGCUAAUUAUUAUCAUGUCCCUCUAGGUGGAUCAUACUUGGAUUCUCUAUUUUGGUCCAUAGUGUUAGAUGUUUUAUAUAGAAUUCUCAUUAAAAGCUUGUUGUGUUAUUGAAUGUGUUUUUAGUUUCGCUUCUAAAAAUAGUCAUAAACGCAUCAAGUUGAAGAGGAAACAAGUUACUAUUAUUUUGUAAUUUUGGCUUAUCUAUUUGCCUUUUAACUCAACAAGCUUAUGAAUUCUAACUUCUAAGUUUUCGUUUGGUUGUUUGUUUUUGGUUCUGUUGCAAAAUUUGACAGUAUUAAAUUAAAUCUAAAAAGUUUAAUAAAUUUCAAAAAUUGAU